Molecule: messenger RNA, 204 nt
Organism: Tremella mesenterica DSM 1558
Lineage: Eukaryota; Fungi; Basidiomycota; Tremellomycetes; Tremellales; Tremellaceae
Exons: 2
Coding region: 1-204 (67 amino acids)
Cellular component (GO): histone acetyltransferase complex
Source: RefSeq, a predicted model, not a curated record
AUGAGCCAGUCUGGUCCUCCCGCCGACGCAAAACAAGCUCACGCCGCCGUUCUCGCCGACGCAGAAGCCGCUAUCAAACGCAAACGUGCCAUCGACACCGCCCUGGCCAGCAUCGAGAACGCCAUUCACGAUUACGAGGGGAACUAUCUCAUGAGAUCUGCUGCAAUGGGCGGAAACAUCAUCAGAGUGAGUGGUAAGAAGUAG